Molecule: messenger RNA, 1658 nt
Organism: Cydia splendana
Lineage: Eukaryota; Metazoa; Arthropoda; Insecta; Lepidoptera; Tortricidae
Gene: CREG
Product: protein CREG1
Exons: 6
Coding region: 154-849 (231 amino acids)
Source: RefSeq, a predicted model, not a curated record
CGCGCGCAUCGCAUUUUCGUACGCAGUUAAAAAUACAGCGCGACAAGUUGAGUUCGAGUUUGAGCCGUAUGACUUCGCAUAUUUUUACGAACCAGUGUUUCGGUUUACUUAAUUAACAACACACGUGCCCAGUAAUCCGUUGGCAUAAAAAAAAUGAAGUUCGCGCUGUUUUUAUUCGUGACGCUGUGUGUGCUGAAUUUCUACGUAAACGGCAAAUGGACUGCACGGGAAGCUGCGAAUGAGAUUCCUACUCGUAGACCAUAUAAAUAUGGUUCUGAUCCACCACCACAUACUGAGCUUAUUGCUAUGGCCAGAUAUACGCUUCAUAAUGCAGAUUGGGCCUCUAUCGCAACUGUAUCCGUGUUGCCUGCUAUUGAAGGUUUCCCAUUCUCUAAUGUGAAGUCAAUUGCUGAUGGAUACAUUAAAAACUCAACUGGCAUUCCUUAUUUCUACAUGUCACCGUUAGAUUUUACUGCUAAGGAUUUAUCGAAAAACAACCGCGCAACAGUACUUGUGAGCUUAGAGGAGACAAGAUACUGUGAGAGCCAGCAGUGGGACCCUGAAGACCCUCGCUGCACCAGACUGAUGCUCACGGGUAUCAUGAAGAAGGUCAAGGAGGGCACCCCCGAGUACACUUUCGCGAAAGGCGCGUUGUUUGAGCGGCAUCCGGCUAUGGCUAACUUCCCCUCUGAUCACGACUGGUUCGUUGCGAAGCUGAAAAUUGCUCAAAUAGCAAUGGUGGACUACUUUGGAGGUGCCAAAUAUAUCCCUGUCAAGGAUUAUCUCGCGUACAACUACACACAAAUCGUUAACACACCAAGAAGUCAAAUCCUCAAUGUCCAAAGUUAGAAUUAUAUAAAAGUACCUAAUCUACAUGCACGUACCUACGUAGUACAUAUUAUUUUAAAUAUUAUAAUGUAACAAAAUGUGAUAUUAUGGAAAUGAACCUAGAAGGUUAUUUUUAUAAGGAAUUUGAAAGAUUUUUUUUUUACCAAUUGUUUUUUAUUUAAAUAAGAUUAUUAAACAUUACAAUUGGAAUGAUAUACUUGUAAAUAACGAAAUAAAAGCACCAUUUGGCAUUCACCCGUGUUGGGCGAUAAGCCAAGUUUCAUUAAUUACCUACUUAUAUUUAUAUAACAAGCCAUUAGUCCUAUCUCACCCACCAAAUUGCUUUCAUAAUUACAUAGGUUAAUCGGAUUGUUUUUGCUAUUAAUCGAUGUUAGACAUCGUUUUACAAUCGAGUAAAAAUAGCAUCAAGUAGCAAAGAAAAUAACAAUUGAUCUAAAUACGCAGUAAUAACUUAUUGUAAUAGUAAUUAUUAUGCUUUUAGAAGAGUGAGUUUAGGUUACAAUAAAUAACAACUUGUAAGUUACAAAAUUCUUCAAGUAUAAAGCAUUUUGCCUCCAUUAAAAUCUAAUAUAUACUAGUUAAUAUUAGAUUGUACCAUGUACCAACGUAAUUUCUAAUUUCAAAUACCUAUCUUCGCACCGUCAUGCGCUUUUUUUUGGCCAUGUACAUAUAGUCAAAGUCGAAUAAGAUGGUUUUUAGCCCCUACAAACAAUAAUCUCAUUCAUUCAUUCAAUUAAAUUUUUAUAAACUUGUCUAAAAAUUAAGGUACCUACCUAUACAUCGAAUGCAAUUAUAAUUUUACUGCGAGA